UCAGAUUUUAAUUUACUAAGCCCGACUUGUAAAACUAAUAAAAGUAAAGCCAGGAAAAAAAAAACCCAAAUAUUCCUUGGUUGCUAUUGAAAUCUUCGGAUCGCCCCCAGCAGUAACGGAACAGUAGCUUCAAGACACCUUCUCUUCGGAAUCACCACUGCGGUACUCACCGGAAAAGUUAUCAGUGAGAAUAAUAAUGAGGCUAAGAUACGCAAUGGUAUGCUCGUCGAACCAAAAUCGAAGCAUGGAGGCUCACUUUCUGCUUAAGAGGGAGGGUUUUGAUGUUUGUUCGUAUGGAACCGGCACUCACGUUAAGCUCCCCGGUCCUUCGUUACGAGAGCCGAAUGUUUAUGAAUUUGGCACUCCUUACAAACACAUGUUUGAUGACCUCAGGCGUAAAGACCCCGAACUUUAUAAGCGCAAUGGUAUCCUCCCGAUGCUCAAGAGGAACCUGGCUGUCAAAACCGCACCUCAGCGGUGGCAAGAGAAUGGCCCGGAUGGGCAUUUUGAUGUCGUGUUCACAUUUGAAGAGAAAGUAUUUGAUAUGGUUGCUGAAGAUCUCCAUACUCGUGAUCAUAUUCUUUUGAAACCUGUGCUGGUGAUAAACUUGGAAGUAAAGGAUAACCAUGAGGAGGCUGCAGUUGGUGCUCGACAAACUUUGGCAUUGUGUCAUGAGUUGGAAGCAACCGAUCGUUGGGAAGAUGUGAUUGACGAUGUCAUUUCUACAUUUGAGCGACAACACCGCAGAAAAGUUGUAUACACAAUCUCCUUUUAUUGACCUACUUUAGAUUAGGUUGUUCUACGCUUAGAGAUACUUUAGUUAAGUUUGUCAUGGAUAAUCUCAGAAAUCUUUACCCCUGACCCCGAGGAAGUUUUGUAACGGAGAUGUUCUAUAUCUUUUGUGUUGAUAUGUUUCGUACUCUCAACUUUAAUCAACAUCAUAUCAAUUCAAAAGUUGUAUAUGUAUAAACAUUGGAUGGACAUGGACAAAGGCGGAUAUAGGAUUUUUGUA
Messenger RNA from Erigeron canadensis, 1012 nucleotides. Its product is annotated as RNA polymerase II subunit A C-terminal domain phosphatase SSU72. Gene Ontology annotation, molecular function: RNA polymerase II CTD heptapeptide repeat phosphatase activity. Gene Ontology annotation, cellular component: mRNA cleavage and polyadenylation specificity factor complex; nucleus. The coding region runs from base 197 to 778 and encodes 193 amino acids. The transcript has 5 exons. Gene Ontology annotation, biological process: termination of RNA polymerase II transcription. The record is from RefSeq and is a predicted model, not a curated record. NCBI's taxonomy places the organism in Eukaryota, Viridiplantae, Streptophyta, Magnoliopsida, Asterales, Asteraceae.